Messenger RNA from Caenorhabditis auriculariae, 3831 nucleotides. NCBI's taxonomy places the organism in Eukaryota, Metazoa, Nematoda, Chromadorea, Rhabditida, Rhabditidae. The record is from the annotation of a GenBank genome assembly.
AUGAAGAUCGAUACUAGAUGUUCCAGCCAGGUUGAGAAUAGCUUUGAUAUACAAUUUUGCAACAAAAAAGUCAGGUCUGUAUGUCUGGGCCUAUUUUUGUACGACACGUACAUCCGAAAACAGCAAAAAUGGAAAGCGAUAAGAAAUUCGCCGUUCAGGUUCAAUUUUACAAAAUAUUUUUUGGUUGUUGCUGAAUCAAUAUCUAAAACCGAGAUAAUGGACGCUGGAGAAAGUCAUUGACGAUUUUCAGGCAGCUUCUAAACGGAUAAGCCACCCUUAUUAAAACUGGUUGAAAACUUCUUUUUUCCCCGCUAGAGUUAAAUUAUUUAAGUUAAAAAAUAAAGAAAGCAGUAAAAGUUGACAUCUUCUACUCCCAAAAAAAAAACUUUCGAGCAAUUUUAAAAGGUGAACGAAAAGAAGAUGUUCUUCAGGUCGUCUACGGAUGGAAGCCGUUGCUUCUCUCGACGGCGCGGUGUUUCACGCGAGUCGUCGUCCAAUCGCAAAUCCCCGUCUUCGUCAUGUCCCACAUUUCCACUGUCCUCAUCUCUGUACUUUUUCUUUAAACCCUUAAGCAAAAUUUCUAAUUUCCACCCCUCUCAGGGCGAAAACGUUGCUUUGGAUGUUGAGCCAUUCGUCAAAGUCGUCGAUAACGGUGCCACAGUCUCCUAUUCACGGUAUUCCCGUUGGGUCUCCGACUUCUAUGAUCUUUCAGACCAAGAGACGAACCAUUUGAUGAAUAUCUCGAAGUUUUUUGCGCUGACAUGCGACGCUACAAUGAAAAUACAGAGGUCUAUCGUAUUCAAAUUUGGAACUGUAUAGCUAUACUAUAUAUAGUCUGUGUGCCACGACUUGAAAUUUCACGGAACGGCAUUCCGCUGUGCCGCUGCGCGCCUUUGCGAACCUUGGCCGCGCUUUUAAUUUUUUUUUUCUUUUAUUAAGGUACUCUACUUUCAUUUGCUCCCACAGCAGUAACAAUCAAUUGAAAGCGUGACCUAGAUUCGAUAAACGCUUCGCGAAAGCACGCAGCGGAACAGCGGAAUGUCGUUCCGUGAAAUUUCAAGUCGUGACACACAGACUAUAAAUGCUUGAAAAAAAAAAUGAAAGCUGAACUUCUCGAGGUUUGGCGUCGCCAGCCUUUUCACGUUUUUUGAGAAUUUGUUUCGUGCGAAGAAAAAGAAGAGUUAAGUUUUUCAUCAGAGUCGUAUUCAGAUUUUUGAAGAAUUCUCCCCCAAUUUCCCGGUAUUUUAUGUUUUCUUUAUACUGAAAUCAUAGUCUGCGCUUCACGGAAAAUCGAACAAAUUAGAGCUGGGAGUUUCUCAAUGCAAAAAAGCGUUUUUCAAAUAAAAAGCUUUUUUUAAUCGGUUAUGAAAGUUUCUCCCGACUCUUGGAGCUGCAGGUGAUGGUCGCAGACGGGACCCGGAUCAAGUGUCACGACGUGAACCGCGUCGUCUGCAGCCCCGAAACGUCCGUCUGUAUUUUUCACGACAAUUGAAGACGACGUCAUUCUUUGUGUUCUUAUCAAAAUAAAUGCAUUUAAAAACACGGAUAAUUCUCACGUGUUGGGAUGAAAGCCCACCCCGCUCAUUCCGACCUCCUGGUCGUUACUAACCCCUUGCUCUCUCUCUACUCGAUUCAACUGACACUACUCGUCUAAAAGGUGAGAAUCUGGAAAUGAGAUCCGGAGACGUCGUCCUCAGAUGGGAAACAGACUCGCAGCGCCGACUCAGAAACGGGAGAAGCCCGAACAUGCGCCCCUCAGAGUUGCCAUGAAACGCGUCAAAGGCGUCGAGAAGCUCAACAAACUUCCCACGAGUUGGUUUUGAGAGCAUUGAGAAGGAAAGUGAAGAGUAAGAAGCCUUCUUUUACGGAGAGGCACCGAGACAUGAAUUUCUAAAGGUUGCAUCAAGCUCUUGUGUUAGCCAAGGUUCACAGAACAUUUCUGAAAAUUCAUCGACUAUCCAAGACCAUGUGAAUAAUGUUGGCUGAUAACCCAAAGAGCCAGGUUAUCAAUCAACAAAACAUGUAUUUUUUUUUCAUACAUUCAAUCGGCUAGGAGGUGAAAUUUCAAAGAAAUUGAAGGUUAUGAGAGACUUCCAUCUGAAAACUCGGACGAGUGUUAAGGCUAGUUUAUGAAUGAAUCCAAGCUGCUCUCACUUGUGAGUCGUCAAAAAAAUUAGUGAUUCUCAGUUGCACCUCGACGACAGUGCCUCCUUCGACUGUUGAAACAGAGUCGAGUCCACGAUUACCUGCUGCUUGAGGUCGAUUUGAGGCCCCAAUCAGGAAUGAAACGGAGUUUUCCAGGCGGAAUUCAUUCGCCGUCAGAACGUGAGGCGGCCUCUCGAAGUUCAGCGUCGGAACGAACGUCGCGUCGUGCAUCAGCUCCGUGGGACGCCGACCACUCUGGCUCGAGUUCAUGAGCUUUUCGAAGACGAGAAGGUAUUCCAGACAGUUAAAUAACCUGAAACAUAUUGUAGCUGAUGAAAAUGAGCUGAAAUUUUUCUGAAGAAGUUUAAAAUCUCCUUCCAAGACUGAAACGACUUGCAGCACGCAGUCGUGAUCGUCGAGGGAUCUAAGCGCGAAUGGUACGUGCCGAUCUUGUCGAUCGUCGACAAAGACCUGCUUCGUCUGAACGCCCUCGUCAUGGUGAAGGCAGGCGGCAUGUUCAAAAACGUGCCGACGGCCGUCGUUGGAGUUCUCGAUGACAAAGUUUUCUGUUUCAUGGAAUAUGAAAAGCAAAAGGAAUUUGUAGGUGGACAGCAACGCGAUGGGACACAAAGUUGAGAAGGCGCCGAAAGAGACUUUCGAAGUUGAAACAUUGCGAUAAAAAAACGGCCAACAUGGUUUUCAGGACAUUGGAGGCUGUGAAUCGCAGAUCCAAGAAAUUAAAGAAUCGGUAGAGCUUCCACUGACUCACCCCGAAUACUACGAGGAAAUGGGCAUCACGGCUCCGAAAGGAGUCAUUCUGUACGGCGAGCCUGGAACUGGUAGAACUCAAGGUAACCAAUAUCUUCAAGCAUCAAUUUGAGGCAAAACUCUUCUGGCAAAGGCCGUGGCCAACUCGACGUCGGCGACUUUCAUCCGGGCCACUGGAUCGGAGCUCGUUCAGAAACACGGCGGCGAAGGAGCCAAACUCGUCCGUGAGCUCUUCAAAAUGGCCAAGGAAAGCGCUCCUUGCAUCGUUUUCCUUGACGAGAUUGACGCUGUCGGUACCAAAAGGUCGCGUGCUUAAAAAUGAGGAAAUUAUUGAGAAGUUAAGGUUUGACACGUCUUCUCGUGGAGAGCAGGAAGUGCAGAGAACGUUGCUGGAGCUUCUCAACCAGCUGGACGGCUUCGAAAGCCGUGGAGAUGUCAAAGUAAGCGAUCGGCUAGGGAUUUAUGGGAUGUUGAGUUUGCAGGUAAUUAUGGCAACGAACCGAAUCGACUCUUUGGAUCCUGCAUUGAUCCGACCUGGCCGCAUUGACAGAAAGAUUGAGCUCCCAAGGCCCGACGAAAAGACGCGAGCCAAGAUUUUCAGUGUUCGUUCUUGCUCGGAAUGAUCAUCUACUGCUGCCUUUUCUUUGUUUCAGAUUCAUUCUAACUGCAUGAAUGUUGCGAAAGAUGUCACCUACGACUCUGUGUUAGCCAAAGAGAAGAGCAUCAGUGGCGCCGAGAUCAAGGUUUUUAUUUUUAUCCUUUUGGAUAUAUGAGGAAUUUAAGGCCGUCUGCACUGAAGCAGGAAUGUUGGCUCUGCGAGCUCAACGCAAGACGGUCAUGAAGGACGACUUCGACAAGGCCGUCAAGAGUGUAUUGCUCAAGACGAAGGCCGGCGCUCCCGAAGAGUUCUACCUCUAG